AUUGGACCUAAAAAGGACAAAAGGGAGCCAGAACUUUCUCCAAUCUUUGACUGCUACUCACUGGAAGGAAAUGAGGCAUUGGCUAUGACAGCUGAUGUUAAGCAAUUGGAAAGUUGGGUACUGUCAGAAGCUGAGAAGUAUGCAACUUUAAUUGAGCAAAGGCAUCACUUAGAACUAGAUGCUUUUGCAGAACAAAUGAGAAUCAAAGAUGAGAAAUUAGAAACAUUUCGUUGGUAGUUGAUGAGCAUGGAACUAGAAUCAAAGCGGCUACAGUCCCAUAUUGAGGGAAUGAAUGAGGAUAUGUCGCAGCUCAGACAUGAUAAUAUGAAAUUGGAAGCCUUGUUAUUGGAGAGAGAAGAAGAAUUAACUUCCUUAAAAGAGCAACUAGCAUCACAAUUGAAGGCCCUAAAUUGCCAAAAUACUAAUUUAAAUUGUUCUGUACAUAGUCCAGUAAUAGCCCAUGAGACCAUUGGCUCUGAAGUUAUCAAUAAGAGAAAACAGAAUGAGAGAGAGCAAGAAACAAGGACUCCAAAUUCGGAGGAUUUGUGUCAAGAGGAAGAUGCUGAGAAAGAAGAAGGAAACUCAUCCUUUAACCAGUCCAAGGAUGUAGGUUUAAUAGCCCAUGCUCCUGAAAAAGUGUUAGAAGAUGAUAAGGAAAUUGCCAAUGAGGGUCCUGUAAAAGAGGGAAGAACAAGUCCAGUGGAUAUUGAUGUUACUGAAAACCUGGCAUCAUCUAGUCAACCCUUGAAUAAGACAAACAAUUCUCCUUGGAGGAUGGAUCUUCAUGCUCUUCAAGUUUCUUAUAAGAUCAAAAGGCUGAAGCAGCAACUUCUAAUGCUUGAGAGACUGACAGGGAAGCAAGAAAGCCUUGAAGAUACAGAAAGCAAUGAUAAUGGGCAAAUUGGUAUCAAGAGUUUCCUUGCAUUGAUGUCUUUGCUGAAUAAACAAGUUGGCAGGUACUAGUCCAUUCAAGAGAAGGCAGAUGACCUUUCCAAACGCAUGGUAAGCUUGGAUUAAUUCAGUAAAGUUCAAAAAACUAUGACAAUAAAAUUGACUUUUGGCAAUUCACUGUUCUCAACACUUUGAUAGUUGCAAAAUUUCAACCAUCUCUUUUAAAUAUCGGUGCUUCUGUUUGGCUUCAAUUAGGGCCUAACACACUAUAUGACAUUCUCAUUGGCCUCUCUUUUGGCAGUUUAAAAAUGUAGUCAUUUACAUAUGGUUUCUUAUUUAUAUUUUUCAGCAUGAGCAUAAUCUAACUGCGAGUGGUGGACAUUCUAGUACAGCAAGACCAAAGGAAGAAACUAAAGCACUACAAAAAUUCCUAGACGAAACAUUUCAGCUGCAGAGACACAUAGUUGCAACAGGACAGAAAUGGGUGGAAAUUCAAUCCAAGAUUGCUUCUGGAUUUGUUGGGGUCACUGAAGAAAUAAAUAAGAUUGCCAGCUUUGACAUGAAAUGCUUUGCUGAUAGUGUCAGAACUCUCUUUCAGGAAGUUCAAAGGGGCCUUGAGGUUCGGAUAGCUCGAAUUAUUGGAGAUCUUGAGGGGACAUUGACUUGUGAGAGGAUGAUACAUUUAAGGAGGUAGUGA
Quercus lobata is the source of this 1588-nucleotide messenger RNA. RefSeq lists its product as uncharacterized. Bases 241 to 963 code for a protein of 240 amino acids. The transcript is spliced from 2 exons. The record is from RefSeq and is a predicted model, not a curated record. NCBI's taxonomy places the organism in Eukaryota, Viridiplantae, Streptophyta, Magnoliopsida, Fagales, Fagaceae.